Molecule: messenger RNA, 1792 nt
Organism: Linum trigynum
Lineage: Eukaryota; Viridiplantae; Streptophyta; Magnoliopsida; Malpighiales; Linaceae
Source: the annotation of a GenBank genome assembly
GCCCAAAAAACCAACAAAAUGUCACCAACCCUAAAUAAGUAGAGAAUAUCGUUCCAAUUCAAUGCCCCUCAUGCCACUUUCACUUUGGCACCAACUUCACUCCUACGAAAUCCCCAAACCUCUCUCCUUUAUAUCCCCUCCCCCUACUUCACACAUCUUUUGUGUUACUAAUACCACCAUCACAUCAGUUAUACACAAAUCACCCAAAACCAUUCUAUCUCCCCUCAAACAAACAAAAAAUGUCACAGAAAAAUGGCGACCACAAUCUCGCUGCACUCAGACGCGCCCCAACGCCAGGAAAGGCAACUCUGCUCGCAAUCGGCAAGGCUUUCCCAAGUCAGCUCAUUCCUCAAGAAUGUCUGGUCGAAGGUUACAUUCGUGACACCAAAUGCGACGACCCUGCUAUCAAAGAGAAACUCGAACGGUUAUGCAAAACGACAACCGUGAAGCGUAGGUUCACCGUGAUGUCCAGGGAGAUACUAGACAAGUACCCGGAGCUGGCGACAGAAGGUUCGCCGACGAUCAGGCAGAGGCUGGAGAUCGCAAACCCGGCGGUGGUCGACAUGGCGGCGGACGCCAGCCUGGCGUGCAUCAAGGAAUGGGGGCGGCCGGCGACUGACAUCACCCACCUUGUCUACGUGUCAUCCAGCGAGAUCCGCCUCCCGGGUGGGGACCUCCACCUCGCCACGCGCCUCGGGCUGCGGAGCGACGUGGGGCGCGUGAUGCUCUACUUCCUGGGCUGCUACGGCGGCGUGACGGGGCUCCGCGUCGCCAAGGACAUCGCGGAGAACAACCCUGGGAGCCGCGUCCUCCUCGCCACCUCCGAGACCACCAUCCUCGGCUUCCGUCCGCCGAGCAAGGCACGCCCCUACGACCUCGUCGGGGCGGCGCUGUUCGGCGACGGCGCCGCCGCCGUUGUGGUGGGGGCGGACCCGGUGGAGGGGAAGAAGGAGGAGCCGUUCAUGGAGCUGAGCUACGCGGUGCAGGAGUUUCUCCCCGGGACCCACGGGGUGAUCGACGGGCGGCUGUCGGAGGAAGGGAUCAAUUUCAAGCUCGGCAGGGAUCUGCCGGAGAAGAUUGAGGGGAAGAUUGAGGAGUUUUGUAGGAAGCUGAUGAGGAAUGGUGGGUUGGAUUGUGGGGUUGGGUUUAAUGAGUUGUUCUGGGCGGUUCACCCGGGUGGACCAGCGAUACUGAACCGGUUGGAGGGAAAGCUUGGGUUGGAGGAAGGGAAGUUGGAUUGUAGCAGGAGGGCGUUGAUGGAUUAUGGGAAUGUGAGCAGCAACACCAUCUUUUAUGUGAUGGAGUAUAUGAGAGAAGAGCUGAUGAAGAAGAAGGAGAGGAAGGGAGGAGAAUAUAAGGAAGAAUGGGGGCUGGGAUUGGCUUUUGGGCCUGGAAUCACCUUUGAAGGCCUUCUUCUUCGUAGUCUAUGAACCUAACUUUUUGUCUUCUGCAUGUGAUCUAUGCAGAUUCUGUUACUAUGAACUAAAUAAUGGAAAUGUAUUUUCGUUGAUUUUACUGUUUUGAUUCCUUACCCGCUUAAACAUAGCUAUAGUAACAGUUACGUGUUUAUGAGCUAAAUAGAUUCCAAUGUUUCUCUCCUCGUUGUUAUUUAAAGGUAGGGAUGUGAAACGGUUUGUCCCGUACAGGAUCACAACGGAUGAAAAUGACGUUUUGAUAGGAUCAUACUAAACUAAAUAUAAUGUGUUGUGGUACUUGGACUCAUGAAAUUUAUAAACACGGAGGAAAAAAAAUCGACGCACCAAAUCGCAUAUAAUACACUGUUGUUCUAGUC